Messenger RNA from Fonsecaea multimorphosa CBS 102226, 2829 nucleotides. RefSeq lists its product as uncharacterized. The record is from RefSeq and is a predicted model, not a curated record. NCBI's taxonomy places the organism in Eukaryota, Fungi, Ascomycota, Eurotiomycetes, Chaetothyriales, Herpotrichiellaceae. The transcript has a single exon. Bases 1 to 2829 code for a protein of 942 amino acids.
AUGCCGAGUAAAUACUCGCACAGCGUCGUCCUGGCCAGUUACUCCCGUCGGGGUAUCAUCAGCCUGCCAAACGAUGAGAAAGUGGAAAGCCGGAAGGGGCGCCAGGCUCCACGGAUUCUUGCCGGGAAACCACCACCACUUCAUGAAUCUGUUUUCACGGUGAAGCCUGGGGGAAGGGCUUCUUCUAGAUCCUCAUAUCACGCUCGUUGGUCGACAUUGCAGCCGACGUUUCCAACACACAGCCAGCAGAACCCAAAGGAAGAAGUGUCCAACAAUGUUAGGUCAAAAGGUGCGAUCCAUGGCAUUCGUCCAUCUACCAACGAACGAAAGGUAAUCCUGGACUCGGAGAGUGAAGAGAUUGCGAAUGGCACUGCAGACGACUUCUGCCUUCGCUCCUCUGGCCCAUCCAACGGAAAGCCUCCAACUUCUUCCCGCCUAUCCACACCCUUUGAUCCCUAUAUUGAAAGUCAAGAGCUCACCCUUGAACGAGAUCCAUCCGGAGCAAACGCAAAACCGGCAAAUCAUAUCAGCAAUGGUACCUUGGCACGUGGCAAGAAGCUUCCGUUGCCCGUUGCCGCACAGAAGGAUGAGUCAAGCAGAGGGUUCAGAGGUGCAGCCCAACCUACAGACAGAGAUGGUCUACAAUUACAUCGACGACCACGACCUCGACCGCACGGUGAUACUGAGAUGCUCUUUUCAGCUCGGGACCCUGUCGCCCCGUCGCCGCAAAUUGCGGAAGUGGAGGACGCGGUUCAUUCCAGGAAACAGUUUACUAUUCCUCGAAAAGCGGUCCCGCACAAUGAUACCAUCCGCCACGCACCCGUGAUUGAAGCUGCGGACCAAAUUCCAAAGCUCCAAAAACCACGCCGGCCUUCACUCAGCCGAGCCAACACCAGCUUUAUUGAUCUGUCCGAUGAUGAGAUCAGCGUCAAAUCCCGUGGACACACCCCUCACACGUCACUGGGUAAAUCGCCGUCUACACAUACCUUGAUCUCAGAUGUCGAAGUACAAGGUUCGACAACCUCGAAUCUAGCAGACGACCUCCGUGACCUUCACGAUGGAGUUGCUUUUCGCGCAAGGCAGGGGAGAGGGGACAAAUUGGGAAAUGCAGCGACAUGGAAAGGUGGUCUGACAGAGCCAAAAGUUCGACGACGGCCUGUGAGUCUGGGUAGCGGCUAUAUUGCGACCCUGCCUGUACAGAAACGCGCUCCACUCCGCAGAAGACAGACUGAGGAACCCAUGCGACAUUCGAUCUCACGCAGUCCAGUCCUAGAGUCACAAAAUCUAUCGUGGUUGCUGCUAGACGUGGGAUUGAACAACCAAAUGAAAGAGGAUAGUCGCGACGAGGCCCCAGCCUUUCCACAAAUUACCUUACAAUUGCCAAAGUCCGAAGUCCGUGCAGAGGUCAUCCUAGGAUCUAGUGCCGCACAGCCUAGCCUCCCAAGGCUCGAACCUGUCGAGGCUGACUUCUUCAAACCUACUGACAGCAACGAGAACGGAAAGCCCCACGAUCUCCAGGAUAGUGCUACGACAAAUACCUAUUUUCACGGACACAGUGACUCGGUCCACAGGUAUCCCCCACAUCAUGGCACCACACGAAAGAUGCCACCACCGUUAAGCCCCUCAUUGUCCAGCCGGAGAGGAGAGGAAUCAUUAUGGUCACCUAUCUCAGCGAGAUCAGAGCCAACGUCUGUGGAGAGCGGUAGGCGUCAUCAGCAUACAUUCUCCAACAUCAGUUCGUGUUCCGUGGCGCCGGAAACCCAACCGCAGGCAGGCAUGAACAGUUUAGCAUCUUCUGGGAAAGCCAGAUUAAAGCCUAAGUUGAAGUCAGAAGAAGAAAUGAGGAUGAAGAUCCCCACGCCUAUCCCAUCCCCUGCGCUGCCUGCAAUGUCCCCGAAAAUAUCAGGUAGAAGAAUCGCCAGGUCAUCAUCCGGAUCGGCGCAUCAGGCGUCAAGGCCUACAGCCAUGCCGGAAUUUGGUAUGCCCUCUGUCGUGCGGUAUGAUGACGAAUCCACACACAUUGAUGAACACAGUAAGCCGAGACCUGCCUCUCGACUGGGAGCAGGCACCCCGCAGCAACAGAAAGCCGGUUCUGAAACGAUACGGGAUCUGGCCUCAGUUCCGCGGUUUCCCAGGAUGGCAAGUACACCACGACAGGGCAAGGACGCUACGCCUGCCAGUGCUACGGAGAGCUAUCAACAAGACAAUGACGAUUGGAUGUUUCCGUAUGUCCCUGUCUCAAAGAAAGCUGCUUCAAGGGCCAGUCUCCUGGAGUCACUGGUAGCAAGUGUGGAAGCUGAAUCGAGGCUCGAAUCCAAAGGAUUGGGUACCUGGCAUGCGAAUUCUUCGAAUCUCAGCAGCCAGUUCCAAAAUGUGACUAGUCAGACGCGACGCAGCGGCGAUAUGGAUGAUAUUAUUUCUCUUUUCUCUAAUGACCAUGAGAUCCCUGUUGACGUUCGAGACGACUAUGCGCAAGACCUAAACGCUGCGGGAGACGAAAUAGAAGACCCAGACGCAGCUCUCCCCCCACCAGACAUCUCACGCCACCGGGCCGACCGCAGCAGCUCCCGGAACGGGCAGUAUCGUCGUUCGCAAUCCUCUCUCACCGCACUUCCUUACAUAGUAAGUGCAAACAUAAGCAGAAAACGACUGUCCCGCGCUAAAUGGGAGGAUGCGACGAAACCGAUGCCCUGGGCUUGGAAUGUCAAUCCAGCUGCACCUAUGCCUGCCAGAGCCGAAAUCUCACUUGGAGAUCAGGAGAAAAGACCCAGGAUGAGGACGGGAAUGAAAGCGCUCUGGGGACGAUUGAGGCGAUGCAUUGAGAGUUGA